AUGACGAAUCCGGAUUCGCAAACGGUAGAACUAGACCGCGAAUUUCUUGACAUAAUCACGGUCCAAGGCCGCGAGUACCAGAAAUACUCGAUCGACCAUCGCACAUAUUUCGGACCGGUGGAUGAGGAGGAGGCACAACGAUUGGAUGAGCAGCAACGAGUUUUCCAGAGGAUUUUCGACGACCGCCUCAUCUUUCCACCCAUCCGACGUCUUCGAAGAGUGCUCGACUGCGGCCACGGUGCGGCAUCAUGGGCCAUAGAGGUUGCCGAACAGCACCCGGAAUGUGAUGUUAUUGGAGUAGAUAUUGCCCCGCAAAUGAGCCCAGAUGAUGUGCCUGAAAACUUGUGGCUUCAGGUUGAUGACUUGAAUCGAACAUUCACAUUCCCCUCAGACCAUUUCGACCUCGUCCACUCUAGACUCCUCGCGACCGGCAUUAACCGUGCUCGAUGGCCAUCCUAUAUCCGCGACAUCGUUAGGGUGCUGAGACCUGGAGGAUGGGUCCAAAUGACCGAAAUCUAUUUCAAUGUGCAAUCUGACAACGGCUCGAUCACCGACGAGCACGCCCUGAGAAAAUGGAGUACCCAGUACAUGCGGGCCCUCGAAGAUAGGAAAGACCUUCGAAUUGGAUCUAGACUGCGAAAUCAUUUCACCGAUGCGGGGUUGGUUGAGGUCGACACGAAGAUGAUUCCUCUUCCCCUCUCUGCGUGGUCAACAGAUCCAAGAAUGCGAGAAAUCGGCCACUACAAUAGCGCAAAUAGCCAACAACUUCUCCAUUCAUUGGCCCUAUACCCUCUCACACAAAGGUUGCACAUGUCGGAAUCGAGUUUCAACGCACUGGUGGAGCAGGCGCAGGAAGAGGCGAGGGAUGCUUCAUUGAAGGCAUACUUUCCACUGUAG
Penicillium macrosclerotiorum is the source of this 897-nucleotide messenger RNA. Its product is annotated as class I SAM-dependent methyltransferase. NCBI's taxonomy places the organism in Eukaryota, Fungi, Ascomycota, Eurotiomycetes, Eurotiales, Aspergillaceae. The record is from RefSeq and is a predicted model, not a curated record. Bases 1 to 897 code for a protein of 298 amino acids. Gene Ontology annotation, molecular function: methyltransferase activity. The transcript is spliced from 7 exons.